Messenger RNA from Scleropages formosus (Asian bonytongue), 3671 nucleotides. RefSeq names its product cardiotrophin-like cytokine factor 1 (gene clcf1). The record is from RefSeq and is a predicted model, not a curated record. Gene Ontology annotation, cellular component: extracellular region. Gene Ontology annotation, molecular function: cytokine activity. Bases 1140 to 2636 code for a protein of 498 amino acids. The transcript is spliced from 3 exons. NCBI's taxonomy places the organism in Eukaryota, Metazoa, Chordata, Actinopteri, Osteoglossiformes, Osteoglossidae. Gene Ontology annotation, biological process: positive regulation of tyrosine phosphorylation of STAT protein; cell surface receptor signaling pathway.
CAGGUGCGUUUUUGCCCUCAGGUCUCCUUCCGUGCUCCGCGCGCCCGCUUGUGUUGUGCGCUCGGGGAUUUGCGCACAUGAUCUAUAGAUCACGUCACAUCACAUGGCAGCACGUAAAGUUUCAAAGUUAUGUAACGCGGAGGAACCUUGAUCGCUUCGCGAGCAUUUCAAAGAUCCAGCCCAGAAAAAUAUUACCGAUAAACAAAAAAGUGUUGACGAUGUCGAGAACAGAGGGACAUUUUUGGAAUUGAUGAGGGGGUGUUAAAACGGGAUGGGCAACGGAAAAGAAAAUAUCGGUCCUGAAAAUAGGAAGUGGCUGAUGAAAAAAAAAAAAAAAAAAAGAAAAGAAGAGGAAAAAAAAAACUCCAAUUGCCGAAAGGGAAAAUAUGUAAAACUUGUGGGCAAAGCGGAAUGAGUGAUAAUGAAGCGCCAGAACGAGUCAAGUUUAAUUCCGGCACUUUUUAGACGAUGCGUCAACUGUGUGAAUCACGGACAGAAGGGAAAGGAGGUGGGAUGGGGUGGAAUGGGGUGGAAUGGGGGACAGAACUUUCUGUCUUUCUGCCCGCGGUAUAUAAACCGCACCGCCGUCAGUCACUCAGUCAGUCAGUCAGAACCGCAGACAGAACCCGUCAGGUCGGGAGGCCGUCAUCCGCAGCCGCUGGAUCGCACUGAUCACUCGCGCGCUUCUUCAUUGUCCUGACAGCGUAAGAUCGCGGACGUGACAUGUCAAUCAAAAGUGACUGACUGACUGACUGAAUGACUGACUGACUGACUCACUGACUGACUGACUGAGGCUACAUCACAUGCGACAGACUGCCGGGCUUCUCCGCGUCUCCCAGUUUCUGCAACCGCAAAAGCGGACAAGGACCGCGAGGCUGCUGCCCGCUUUAUUUAAAAAGAAAAAGGAAAAAAAAAAAAGAAAAAAAAAAACAAGGAAAAUUUAAAUAAAAGUGGCAUAUAUAAAAAUAAAAUCAAUGGAUCUUGGCAAGGGCGCCUUUCCUACGCAGACGCAGAGACGCAGUGAAGUGUAGUAAGUUUGGAAAGUGUAGUAAGUGUGCAGUAAAAUCCGGGCUCGCAAGUUGUGCGCGACUUUCUUCGCCCAAGUAAGUCGCGGGAGGAGCGCGGGAUCGAGAGCGGAGAUGCGGCAAGGGGAAGUCCAUCAUCUCCGGCUGGCUCUGCUACUGGCCGCGGUGGUGGCCUCGGAGCAGCUGUCCGACCCCGCUCUCAACAUAGAAAACGAGCGCUCUUCCAUUCAGAGGACUUACGAGCUGACGAAAUACCUGGAGCAUCAGCUGAGAGAGAUCAAGGACACUUAUCUGUCCUACUUGGGUCCUCCUUUCAGCGAUCCGGACUUCUCCCCUCCGCGGCCCAACACCACGGCUCUGUCUCUACCCAGUGCAGCGACCCGCCUGGACCUGUGGCGAGGCUUGGAGAACCGGGCUCGGCUGGCCCAGAACCACAGAGCCUACAGUGUUCUGCUGGGGGCGGUUAAGGAGCUUGCGCAGGCCACGCUCUGCCCCUAUCUGCAGAGCUCCCUGAUCCACUUCUCCGUGGGGCUGGAUGGCCUGCUCGGCUCCAUCUCGGGCCUCAUGACCACGCUGGGUUAUGCGCUUCCCCCGAGUUAUUACAGCUCGCAGAAAGGGGCUGCUGCUCUUCUUAGCCCCGAUGCCCUGACGGCGACCUACUACAGCUCGGAGGCAGGGGUUGCGGCCGUUCCCGUCGCACUGCCGUGGAGCUCCAGGUACUCGCAGAACGUUCCUGCAAGAGGAGGUGCAGCGAUGAACCCCGAAGGAGACGUGGAGGGACAGGCGGAUGAGAGAGACGCUCACAGCGACGAGGUGGGAUUUGACAGCAGCCCAAACCCGAGCCCUAGAGAUGGGGAAGGGGAGGAAGAGAGGGAGGAGAGGUGGCGAGCGGAUCGGACUGCUGGGGACGACAGCGACGAGGGGCCCGAGGAGCUAACAGGAGAGGAGGAAAUCGAGGGAUGGGGCAGUACGAGGAGGCUGCUCAGCAUACCAGAAGAGGGUGGUCCAGAGGGAUCGCAACUCACGAAUAGGCGCACAGGCCCAAGAAACAAGCGUCCGCACGACAGCCAUUCCAGAGCUGUCCGCCUCUUCGAUGCUGGCCAGCGCGCCGGAACCACAACGCGUGCGGCUUCGCCGAGACGGGAGCUGAUAAAUAGCCAGAGCUCUACGGUAGGACACACGGGCAGAGGGGACCACCAGCAGAGUCCCGACAGAAAGCACGAUCACCCGCAGGAAGGAAGGAGGCCUGGAGAAAUGAAGAGAGCGAGUGAAGAGGCCUCCUCUUCCUCCACCUCCCCGGCUCCGCGGCACCGCUUCCCGCGCUCCGCGCCGUCGUCCUUCUACACCUCCACGCUGCAUCCGCCGCUCUCCCCUUUCUCCCUGCUUUACCAGUUCGGGGCCCGUGAGGAUCACACGCUGCUCGCUGACCUGGCCCCCGGCAGCCCCCUGCCCAUGCUCUCGUCCCUCUCCGGCGCCCCCUUGCUGGCGCCGCCGUCCCUCAAUGACUUCUCCAGGAAGGUGGAGAGCUUCUGGGUGCUACGCGAGCUGCAGAGCUGGCUGUGGAGGUCAGCCAAAGACUUCAACCGGCUGAAGAAGCGGCUCCGAGUCUGAGAGGGACGCCGCUUUGGGAGAGCUGUGGUUUUAGGCAGCUUAGUGCAGUCGGACCGACUGUUUGGGCUCCGCCGGGAGACACAGGUUUACUACAGCGAGGCCUAGGCUCAGCGACAUGGGCGGCACGGCUCUGUAACUGUCCCGUAGUGGAAGGGGAGGACCGAGAAGCGCCGAGGGGGUUAACGGAGCGCCGAGAACGAUCGACUGGGUAUUCCCAUUCAUUUGCUGUGCACCAAGACAGGAAGAGAGGAAAGGAUGACAGGGAGAAAGAAGAGGGUGUUUAACUGAAAAGCCAGACACUGACUCAGCGCCUGAACAGUGGAAAGGAGGCAGCGAGGGGGUGAAGGGGCCAGUGGGGUGGCUGGGGGGGGGGGUGAGGGGUGAUUGUCCUGGUACAGUCACAGAGUGAGACAACACUUUCUUUUCCUCUUUUCCAUAUAUUCAAUUUCACUCCUCACCCCAGUUUUUAUAUCCCAAGGAAUAAUGCCUCCCCUUUCCUGAUUUUACCCCCCAGCUUCUUUUUAGCAGCAGUGUUUACAUCCCCCAGCUUGUUCAAGUAGCAUUGUGAAUCAGUUUACACUCAUAGGACGAAUCUAUUUUUUUAAUAUUAGGACACAAUAUAUGUAAAAAGAAGGGAAUUAUCAUAAUGAGAGAAAGCCGUGCUGUGCCGUGCCGUGUGUACAACAUCAUCGUGGCAUCCGUUUCUGUGCAAACUCAUCAGUUUGUGAGACUAACGUAGGGAGCGUCCUGUAUUAUUGUCUGUUUUAUAUACUUUAUCAGUGAGUGAGUUUACAGUGAUUUCCUAAGGAUUUACUUUUGUAAGCCUCCGAGAACAAAACGAACUGACGAAAAGACUAAAAAGAUGUACCCUUAUGUAUAUCUUUGAUGACCUGUGUUCACUUGGAUGUGUGUGUAACUGUCUGUAGCGCCACAUCAUUAUAACUUCUAUGGUUAGUAUUUAUUGGCUAGGACUGUUAUUUAUUUGCCAUUGUGGACACUGUACUGUGGUAAAAUAAAAAAGAAAAAGAAAUGUUC